Aspergillus glaucus CBS 516.65 is the source of this 386-nucleotide messenger RNA. RefSeq lists its product as uncharacterized. Lineage: Eukaryota; Fungi; Ascomycota; Eurotiomycetes; Eurotiales; Aspergillaceae. The record is from RefSeq and is a predicted model, not a curated record. The transcript has a single exon. Bases 112 to 318 code for a protein of 68 amino acids.
GUAGAAUACCAACUUUCAACAAGCUAGCCGGCAUGCUCCCUUCAGUGUCGACCUAUUUCUGCUCUUCCAUCAGUGGGACUCCAUCGAAAAAGCCUUCAUAAUAAUACGAGUAUGCGAGAUUCAGCCGAAUCCGUGCCCCAAAAUAGUCGAAGACCUACCCUAGCAUCAACGAAAUAUUCCAUGAGGUUGACCUCUCACUUAAUCCACGUCUUUUGUCUCUCUGUAAGAGCGUCCUCGGGGAGACUCUGCGCGGAAUCGAAAUCAACCCAGAGCACUCUAUCCUUCUCUCCCGAAUCGCCUCUGACUGCGCCAGCAUAGCAGACUUCAUCAACCACUAAGCCUGCGACAACCCCAGCAACAAUCUCUACUUUAUCAUACACAAUACA